GAAUCCAUAUAAAAACGCCCAGUUGGGUCAUACAAUUUUCCAUUGCUGGUCAUUAAUUGGUCUGGAUCUGUCCCCGUCCAUCGUCCGUACUCCGUCGUCUCUCUGUGUCUCUGUCGCGUCGCGUCCAUCAUGCCCUGGCCUGGUCGUUUGUCUUUAAUUUGGCUGCUUCUGCUGGGAAGUUCCAUUGACGUCACACUAUCGAAACGAUUGGAUCGUAAACUGUCGGACAACCGCAUUGUGGGCGGCCACGAGGCCGAGGAGGCAGCGGCCCCUUAUCAGGUGUCCAUACAAACAAUCUGGCAGACGCACAUCUGCGGCGGUGUCAUCCUCGACAAGGAAUGGAUCCUCACCGCCGGCCACUGUGCCCUCGACUACAGCAUCAGUGACAUCAGGAUCGUGGUGGGCACCAACAACCGCCUGCAGCCCGGACAAACACUCAUUCCGGACGAGGCACUCGUCCACUGCCUGUACGACGUGCCGCACCUCUACAACAACGACAUUGGCCUGAUCCACGUGAACGAGUCGAUCAUCAUGAACGAGCGCACCCAGAGCGUGAAGCUCAGCUCGGAGCAGCCACCGGCAGGUGCCACAGUAACCCUCACGGGCUGGGGUGCUCCCGAGAGUGGUUAUCCGACCGUGGAACGUCUGCAGACCCUCAACCUGACGAUCAUCGGUCACGAGGAGUGCCGCCAGGCCUGGGACUACCACGAGGGCAUCGACAUUGGUCACCUGUGCACCUACACCAGCGCCGGAGAGGGCGCCUGCUCCGGCGACUCUGGCGGUCCGAUCAUGUGGGAGGGCAAGCUGGUGGGUCUGGUCAACUGGGGACGACCCUGCGGCGUUGGUCUGCCAGACAUGUAUGCCAACACGGUUUACUAUCAGGAUUGGAUCCGCAGGACGCCCACAGGCUGCAAGAAUCGGGUCAACUAGCAUAACGAUAAAGAGCCAGAUGGAAAUGUGAAAUAUAUAAAUAUAUUUAUCGAUAAUAAU
Molecule: messenger RNA, 990 nt
Organism: Drosophila obscura
Lineage: Eukaryota; Metazoa; Arthropoda; Insecta; Diptera; Drosophilidae
Product: chymotrypsin-1
Exons: 2
Coding region: 130-930 (266 amino acids)
Biological process (GO): proteolysis
Molecular function (GO): serine-type endopeptidase activity
Source: RefSeq, a predicted model, not a curated record